AUCCAGGUGGUGGAGGAGGAUGUGCGUACGACAGAGGACGAUGAGGGCGACACCGUGCGGAAUGAAGAAGAGGUCGAGUCUGCGUCGUUGGCAUCCCUGGCGUCGGAUGUGAGCCUGACGCCGCCGCCCUCGCCGUUUGUCGUUGAGACGCCCGAGCUGCCCUUUUCCUCCAGCGGCAACGGCGGCAACGGCCUAGGCUGUUACUUCAUGGGUCAAUCGCCGCACAAAGACGAGCCGCAUGCGCUUGCUGCGACCGGUACGGCAAGGCCUGCGUCCUGUCCGUUGGUCGCGCCGUUGCUGGUGCUGAAGGAACGUCACACGCGGGGUCUCUGCUGUUCUGGGCCGUACAGUGCGCGAUUCGCCCGCUCCACCGGCGUCUUGGGCCAAUCGCCCAGCCCAAGCCCGCCGUCCCACAGUGCCAAGGGGUUCCGAAGCGCGCGGUCCACUGGCGACGGUGAUGGCGGUGCUGCCGAUUGCAGCACAGCGUGCAUGGGUAGCUCCUUAACGGGUUUGGCCCCAACCCUGUCGCCGGGCACAUCCUUCCAUGGCGCGCAUGCUUACUUUGCUAACCGACCGAGCAGAGCAACCGCUGGCGGUUGCCUAGAAACGGCUGCUUCUCAUCCUUCUUCUGGAGGCCCUGCUUGUCAGAACGGCUCGUUGCAUGCACCUUGUGGUGCCGGACAGGAGCCGCGGCUGCCGCCUCGUCCGCCUUCACCGCAGUGCCGAGUGGGCAGCGGCCGAGCCGGGGCUGUAGCGGCGGCGGCUGACAUUCGUCGUCGCGCAUGGGGCGCAUCCCCAGCCUCGAGCCCACGUCAGAGCUGCAGCAACCGCAGCAUCUGCAACAGCCCCCAACCGCCGCCAUCACCACCCAGCCGCGCGAUGUCAGACAACAACCACCCCAACGUCCUGUCGCCGGAUCUCUGUGUACAGGGCAGCCGUGCUGCCUCCUUCAACCGAGGCAGGUUCCUUUACGAAGUACGGCACUCGCUCACCGCACAUGAUGGCGCAGCAGGCCAGGUUUCUACACAGGGGUCCCUGCCGACCCGUGGGUCACAUGGGUCAGCGACUACCCCUCGUUUAAAGGAGGAAGGCGCCAAUGGCAUGUCUCAGUCUUGGUUGAUUUCGUCCCCAUCGUCAUCUCGGCCCGCCACGCCCCAACGACAGCAACCAUCGCGCCCCAGCACACCCCAACGACAGCAACCCUCCCGACCCUGCACACCGCAACGGCAGCAGCCCUCCCGUCCCAACACGCCCCAAAGAGUCCAGCACGGCCUUCAAGGGGGCUCACUCGUGGUCAAGCCAAGUCCCCCUGCCUCUGUCAGCGGCAGCGACUGCGGCUUUCAUAGGAGCUCCGCUGCAUCUGAGCUGCUUGCUGCUAGCGGCUCAUCAGAGCCUCGAGGCGGUUCGGAGGCGCAUGCGACGACGCAGAAACAAGGGGCAGCAGCUCACAAGGAGGUCAUGGUGGCGGGUAUUUACGGUCGACUCAUGCGGAACUGUCUGGCGACAUCGUUACGGGGGUCGGGGCAACCGGAAUCGCAAGCCGCAGUCCGAGCGAAGGCGAUUGAGGUCGCCGCGUCGACCACAUUUGGCGGUAUUAGUCCUAGACGGUUGCGUGUGGGGAAGGCAUGAAAGAAUGCGGGACAAGAGUGACGUGGAUUGAGUCGUGUAAUGGUUGAGGCAGUACGGCAUGCAUGGAUCUUGAGUCGGUAUCGAAACUGUGCAUAUAUCAUUGUGUUGGCUAUUGCGGCCGCCGUGUGGAGCGAGCCGCCGGCCCUUUUGUAUCUUUCUCCUUUUUGUCUAUACGUUUGCUGGUGAAUUCAUUCGCGCUGUUGCUCCGUUGAUUGAUAGUGAGCUGUGUAGCAAGUUGGAGAGGCAGGACGACUCUGCGGUACGGCUCUAUUUGCAGGAGUAAGCGCGGGGCAGAUGCCCAUGGUAGGUGUUUUUGCGGUGUUGCUACGGCUUUUAUUUCGCCAAAUGUACCUUCCUCUUUUUACCCUCGUUUGUGUGAGCAGGGCGGCUAUAUAUGUACAAUUAACAUAAAGCGCUUUGCUUCAGUACUGUGGACGAAAGUUGUAAAUGCGUCGUCUGUUUAGAGGACGUUGCGGGUGCGGUUAGGACCAACUGACAUGUGUCUGAGUUCAUAAGGACUGGGAUGAUGGGGAUUUUCUUACCCUGUUUACGUGUUUAGAGGUGCUCCUCGUGAUUAGACGACCGUAUUGGAUUCCCUUGGAAGGGGACAGCUAGCGGCGCUGGUGCCGUACAACUCGUUGCCGAAUGGGACCACGCUGCAAAGGUCAUGCUGUGAUGAGUGCAUGCCAAGCAAGCUACGGUUGUACGGACAUGUGCAAUAAAUGUCGAGCGCUGAACAGGUAAUGGAAUCCAUUAAUGGACUGUACUGGGUGAUGACGGCAUGUUGGCUGAGCAAGCGCGUGAGCGGGACCCUUCUCUUUGUGUCUGACCUUCACCUAACCUGGAAAGGUUAACUGUCGUUUAUCGCUUAAGCAUCGUAACGGAGGGUUUAGCUGGAAUGCUUAUUCAUCCUUGGAGGGCUUCAGCACUGCGCGUAUGUAAUGCGACUGUAUG
This is a messenger RNA of Astrephomene gubernaculifera, 2583 nucleotides long. The record is from the annotation of a GenBank genome assembly. Lineage: Eukaryota; Viridiplantae; Chlorophyta; Chlorophyceae; Chlamydomonadales; Astrephomenaceae.